AUGCAAGAGACACUAACCAGGCUACUAGCUCUGCAGCAACACAACUCUGCGGGUCACUCUGGCAGUUCUGGUAUUCUAGGAGGAGGCCCACACGUUGGCUCUCAGCUUUCGAGCUCAGAAACAAACCGUUUUCGUCAAGUUAAGCUUGAAUUUCCCAAAUUCUCAUCAGGAGAUCCAUCCUCUUGGAUCACAACAGCUGAAAGGUAUUUUCAUUUUUAUAAUAUUCCAGAUACUGAACGCGUGCUUUUAGCUUCCAUUUAUUUCGGAGAUCCAGUAGCUUGUUGGUUUAACGGAUCAUUUGAUGAUGGUUGUUUCCCUACUUGGAAUGUAUUUUGUGUUGCUUUACAAUACCGCUUUGGCCCUUCUGAAUUUGAAGACCAAGCUGGUGCAUUAGUUAAACUACAGCAAACAGGAUCCGUCGGGGAGUAUCAAUCCUUUUUUGAACGCUUGGCAAGCAAAGUUCCAGGGGUUUCCAUCCCUAUGCUGCGCAGCAUCUUCAUCUCCGGGCUCAAACCGAAGAUUCAUAGACUGGUGCUUAGACACAGACCUCAUGAUUUCCAUGAAGCCUUCGCUCUUGCUCGAGUUUAUGAGGAUCAGUUUUCUGAAGAACGUUCACAGAAACCAUGGUUCAAUUUACCAAAACCUUCCACCGCUACACUCACACCCACUGACCCUAAAAUAACCACCAUACCAACAAAAACAUCCCAACCAAUAUCCAUCACUAAUCUUCCUAUUCGCAGAUUAUCACCAGAAGAAAUGCAAGUCAAGAGGGAUAAAAACCUAUGUUAUAAUUGUGACGAGCGAUAUGUCUUUGGCCAUAAAUGCAAAGGUCAUUCCACACUCCUCUAUUUAGAAGGUAUGGAGGAAGAACCGGAUCCUCCUGAUGAUACAGUUGCAGUGACUUAUAUACCCGAAGUGGUAGUGACACCAGAAAUAAGCCUUAAUGCUUUAUUUGGUACAUCCUCCACCAGAUCGUUUCGUUUACAAGGGUUGAUUGAUGGCCAUGUAACUCAUAUCUUAGUAGACGGAGGGAGUACUCACAACUUUAUUACACCACACAUGGCCCGUUUCCUUAAUUUGUUUUUGUUGUGUAAUCCACCCUUCAAGGUGCAGGUGGGCAAUGGUGACUAUCUCAUCUGCUCUGCCAAAUGUUCGAAGACUCCAAUUUGGAUUCAGGAUCAUUUAUUCCUCGUGGAUCUCUUUGUUCUAGAAUUAAAGGGAGCUGACAUCGUGCUUGGAGUGCAAUGGCUGGCCACCUUGGGUCCGGUUGUCACGGACUAUCAAGCCCUUACCAUGUCUUUCACUCACCAGGCAGCAACUAUUACCCUCCAGGGGGAUAAUCCAUUUCAAGCGAACCCAAUUUCAACGGCCCAACUCCACAAGUUAAUCACACAGGACUCCAUAACAGCUUGUUUAAUGUGUUUCCAGCCAGAGAACCACCUCUAUUCGCCCCCACCCGAGACCAUCUAUGCAACAGAAACCCGAACCUUACUCUCUCAAUUUUCAGAAGUAUUUACUGAACCAUCAACACUGCCUCCAGAUCGCAGCCACAAUCACCACAUUGUAUUGGAACCUGACACCAAGCCCAUACAAGUUAGAUCAUAUCGUUAUCCCCAUUACCAGAAAAAUGAAUUUGAAAAAUUAGUGAAGGAAAUGUUACUUACAAGAGUCAUUCGAUCCAGCCACUCGGCUUUCAGCUCCCCUGUCCUUUUGGUGAAGAAGAAGGACGACACGUGGCGUUUCUGUAUGGACUAUAGAGCAUUCAAUGCAGUCACAGUCAAGGAUAAGUUUCCCAUUCCCACCAUAGACGAGCUUCUUGAUGAAUUACAUGGUGCCGUAAUUGUUUCCAAACUGGACCUCCGCUCUGGCUAUCACCAAAUCAGAAUGGCCACUGCAGAUAUUCAUAAAACUGCGUUCCAAACUCACCAUGGACAUUACGAAUUUUUGGUGAUGCCAUUUGGCCUCUCCAAUGCUUCGUCCACCUUCCAAGCAACCAUAAAUGAGGAGCAUAUUCAACACUUAGUUGUUGUUCUCACCACUUUACAAAAGCACUCCUUGUAUGCCAAAUUAUCCAAGUGCUUGUUUUUCCAGCAUACCAUCCAAUUCUUGGGUCAUCUCAUUUCGGGACAGGGUGUAUCACCAGACCCACAGAAGCUACAAGCCAUUGCAGAUUGUCCUCCACCAAAGUCAGUCACACAAGUCCGCACGUUUUUGGGCCUUUCUAGAUACUACAGAAGAUUCAUAAAAAAUUAUGCCCAAAUUGCAAGCCCUUUGACUGAUUUACUUACGAAGGAUGGAUUUCAUUGGUCGGUAUAUGCCACCACAUCAUUUCAGGAACUCAAAAAUAAGCUCACAUAA
This is a messenger RNA of Gastrolobium bilobum, 2358 nucleotides long. RefSeq lists its product as uncharacterized. The transcript has a single exon. The record is from RefSeq and is a predicted model, not a curated record. Lineage: Eukaryota; Viridiplantae; Streptophyta; Magnoliopsida; Fabales; Fabaceae. The coding region runs from base 1 to 2358 and encodes 785 amino acids.